This is a messenger RNA of Peronospora belbahrii, 1308 nucleotides long. NCBI's taxonomy places the organism in Eukaryota, Oomycota, Peronosporomycetes, Peronosporales, Peronosporaceae. The record is from the annotation of a GenBank genome assembly.
AUGCCGCAAUCAUCACAAAAGGUUCCAGCGGCUUGUUCACCAAUGCAACGACAUUAUAGUAACAAAUCUGCGGGGACUAACAGUAAUAGUAGCACCGAGUCGUACAUUGAGCUGUCACCGAUUCGCCGUCGUGAGAUCAUUAUAAGUGUUAAUGAAUCCGUGCAGUACGUGAUGGCGUCAAUGCUGUCGGACAGAGCCAGCAAUGUGCAGUGGAAACCGAAGUUUCGUAGGAAGGAUAUCUCCUACUAUUUGGAUGAGAUGAGUGUCAAGCCAGGACAAACAAGAUUUUGUUGCGUGAGCCAUACCCAUGCGACAGUGGAGGAUAUCAUGAAGCUUUUUGUCAUGUCCGAUGCUGAUUCAAUGGCUCGGAACAGUAGAGUGCUUUCAGACAACCUGCUGGAGACUCAAAUUCUGUCAGUACUGCGCUGGCCGACUACAGAGCGACCAAUGAGCUCCAUGUACGUGCAAUACGCGUGCUAUCAAAACCCGGGCUUGAUGCAGGACCGAGAGGUAUGCGUUGCUGUUGCCACAGACAUGAUUCGUCAACCUGAUGGAUCGACUAUCGGCUAUUGUCUGUGGGAAACGGUUGAUGGUCCAGAGUUUGCUGAGAUUACUAACAAGUGUGAGCCUUGCAUCAUGUUUCGUUCGGGCUUUUUUCUCCGACGCCCAGGCCGACGACACCAGUCGACAACUGAUAAUUUGAAUCAAAACGACACGAAGAUCGUGUACAUGAUAGGUUUAGAGCCUGGUGGUUGGGCACCAGGCCUCACUACCAGACUGCUGAUGGAAAAGUUUGGCUCGAAUCUUACCCGCCUUUGCUCGCACUUUCGCCGCAAGCAGCUGGACUCGCGCACGUUUGUGAUGAAAACCGAGUGGUUAUCAAAGAUGUCUGCGAAGAGCUGCAAACAGUGUGAGAAACAGUUCCAAAUGCUGUCGAAUCGUGUGAAUUGCCACUCAUGUGGCCACGUGGUGUGCAGAUCCUGUGUUUCCAAGGAGCUGGUGGACCUGCAUGCUGUUGGCCUUGUUCCCAUGAACAUUUGCUUCUGUUGUCUCGAGAAAGCUGGACUUCCUACAUCGUCACAGCAUGCACGACCCAGUUUGGGAAGAAGGCGUCUGCGGUCUGACAACACAAGCGCUCAUCGAGUCACGACGUGGCAGCCAUCGUCUCAACCGCAGCCAUAUCGUCAAUCCAAGUCAGUUGUAGACACUGAUUUGAUUGCAGAAGAUGACGAUGACUCGGAUACUGGGGAGUGGGCUUUUACGCCUUCGGGUGUACCAAUUCGACCGUAUCGAAUGGCAGUAGAAUGA